Chiloscyllium plagiosum (whitespotted bambooshark) is the source of this 1983-nucleotide messenger RNA. RefSeq names its product FAM3 metabolism regulating signaling molecule C (gene fam3c). Lineage: Eukaryota; Metazoa; Chordata; Chondrichthyes; Orectolobiformes; Hemiscylliidae. The record is from RefSeq and is a predicted model, not a curated record.
AGGGCAGUCUUCCUUGUUGGUUGUUUCCAUCAAGGGCUCGGUCGUUCAGUCUCAGCGGAGGAAGGGAUCGGAGUGGACACGAUCAGAGAGGGAGAGAGACAGACGGAUAGUAAGUGAGCGAGCGUCUUCCGAUCGCGCAACUCUAUGUAGUCGUUGACAACGAGUCCGAACAGGCAUUUCAGCUGAAGGUCAGAUCAUAAAUCCACAAUUGGAACAAUGAGGUUAUCAGGUUCCAUAAAAUGUUUAGUGGCUGGUGUUGUAUUUUUGCUUGUGGGUUAUUUCACACUACAAAUAUUUGAAAUCAAAAUAGAUGCAAAUUUGGGAGCAAUACUUGCCGGAUCAGAAGUUGAAGUGGAAGUAAAACCAACAAAGCCACCAAAGUACAAAUGUGGUCUCGCAAAGCCUUGUCCUGAGAAGCAUUUUGCGUUUAAAAUGGCAAGUGGAGCAGCAAAUGUUGUUGGACCCAAAAUCUGUGUUGAUGAUAAAAUAAUAAUGAGUGGUGUUAAAAAUAAUGUUGGUCGGGGAAUGAAUAUAGCUACAAUAGAUGGCAAACUUGGCAGUGCUUUGGACACUAAAGUUUUUGACCUGUGGAGUGGAGAUGUGAAACCUUUCAUUGAUUUCCUGAAGACCUUGCAGGAUGGAACAGUAGUGCUUAUGGCUACCUAUGAUGAUAGUGCAACCAAACUUAACGAUGAAGCACGGAAACUUGUCAGUGACUUGGGAAGUUCCUCCAUCUCAAAUCUUGCCUUCAGAGACAACUGGAUUUUUGUUGGUGCAAAAGGGAUUCAAUCAAAGAGUCCUUUUGAGCAGAUCAUAAAGAAUAAUAAAAAUACAAAUAAAUAUGAAGGCUGGCCUGAAGUUUUAGAAAUGGAAGGAUGUAUUCCCCAGAAAAAGGACUAAAAGCCAUCUACUCGACAGUGAAAAUAUUAUAUUUUGAGUUUAUGAUUUUCUUUGUUUUGUGUUGUCUAUUUCUCAAAGCCAAUUUUAUUCUAAAAUUAUGGAUUUAAUUGGAAACUUAGUAUCUUGGCUCGGGAAUGGGAGUUAAGCUAUUUUUCUUAAAGUGCUUGGAGUUGGUCCAGUAAGGCUUUGGCUUAAAUUUUGUUUAAAACAAAGAAUCUGCUGAAUCUUCUAGUAUCUGAAUCUGGCAUCUAUCUUUGAAUGAAGAAUUUGUAACAAAUAUUGUGUUCAGCUGGUUUGUCACAAGUCUGCUUGAAGUUUUAAGAUUGGUUCACUCAGAAAUUUGUUUCAGACAAAUUAAAAUGAAUGGGAGUAAAAUUAAUCAGAAAUUAGCUGUCUAUUAUGUUUCUCAGAGGCUGAAUUUCAGUCAUUAUUUCUGUUGCAGUUCUCUAGUCUGCGAAAAUACAAUGCAUCAUGGCCAAUGAAUUAUAUUGCCCACAUUUCUUUGUACUUGAAAUUGUUCUUGGAAAGUUAAUGGGUUAAAACCUAAGUCUUACAGCAGUAUUAGGAAAUGACUGUCAUCAACCAAUCAAUAGAAAUUAUAAUAACUUAUUGUUACUAAAGUAGAUGAUCCUCUAAUUCUUAAUACUUGCAAAAGAACCCAGAGUACUAGCUUUAAAUUUUUAAAAAAUCUUUUCAUUGUUGUAAAUUCUGGUUACACUUUCCUAAAUGAGUGAAUUUAGAUUGUGAUACAUAAAAGGUCAUGUUUGGGAUUAUUUAUUUAUUUGAAUUUUUUUGUAUGUUUUUUUAAAUAACCUUGUGGGUAUGGAAGCAAUUUAAAAAAAGAUACAUUUUGAUGCUGACCACCAAUACAGCAAUUUUGUGUUGCUUUUACAAUGAAGUACAGCCUUUAUAGUUAGUACCUUGCCAUGUUAAGCAAAGCUCAUCAGUUUUAGUAGAGCGAUUGUCAACAUUUUCUGUGUUUAGAAUUAACAUUUGACAUUCCUGGAGAACACUGGUCCAAAUGUCUGCAAGAGAUUUGUUAUCUAACAUGAGGGGGAAUCAAUUCAUACAGGAAAUGUCUUU